Molecule: messenger RNA, 664 nt
Organism: Sinocyclocheilus anshuiensis
Lineage: Eukaryota; Metazoa; Chordata; Actinopteri; Cypriniformes; Cyprinidae
Product: N-lysine methyltransferase KMT5A-A-like
Exons: 7
Coding region: 1-654 (217 amino acids)
Biological process (GO): regulation of transcription by RNA polymerase II; regulation of DNA damage response, signal transduction by p53 class mediator
Cellular component (GO): nucleus; polytene chromosome
Molecular function (GO): protein binding; transcription regulator activity; histone H4K20 methyltransferase activity
Source: RefSeq, a predicted model, not a curated record
AUGUGGUCUACAGAGGACAUUGAGGCUGUGGAGGAAACUCUGAUGGACUGCAUCAGAUUCCCAAAACUGAAGAAAAUUAGAUGUGUUAAACAGAUUGAAAUGCCACCACGAAUCAGCACUCUUAAGGAUGCCAUACAUCAUGUUGUCACAAAGUCUGACCAAACUAAAUUAGAGGUACACUACAUCAAUGCGGUGAAAGGACGUGGACUAUUUGCAAAAGGUUCCUUCUGCAAAGGAGAUUUUAUUGUGGAGUACAGGGGUGAAAUGAUGGAGAGAAGGAGAAAACUCUACCACCCAUCCUGUGCUGUUUUUUUGUUCCAGUUUAAGUGGAGAGGGAAAACGUGGUGCAUUGAUGCAUCUAGUGAAGAUGGAUCGUUUGGGCGGUUAGUUAACGAUGACCACCAACAUCCAAAUUGUAAGAUGAAGAAAAUUUAUGUGAAUGGAAAGCCACACCUGUGUUUAUUUGCGCUGAAAGACAUUAACGAAGGAGAAGAAAUCACGUACGAUUAUGAGGGAGACGACUGCCCAUGGAGAACCCAAAAGAGCAUCAGAGCAGCAGGUGACUCUGAUCCUUCUCUCCAGUCACAGACACAGAUGGAUGAUGCUUCUGGUCAAACUAAGUCUCCUCAACAGAUUGUGACAGUGCCAAAAUGAAAAUUAGAUU